CCGUCAAACUACUUCCUGGUUCUGUCCGGUUUGGUUUGUUUUGGAAGCGAAGUGCGUUCAAAAGUAAAGUUUUCAAAGUUGUGAAAUGGGAAGUUACGUUCGCUGUGAUUAUUGCAAACACUGAAGAAUUAAAUAAAAUUAUAAAAAAUGUCUGGGGAAGUGAGGAGACGCCGACUUCCGAAGUAUUAUUUGGUGACUAUCGAUAUGAAGGUGCGAGAUGGUAACACGGACGGCUCUGUUUGGGUGCGGAAAGGAUCCAUUUGCGUGGAGCAGGACAAUGGCCCGAACCAGGGGGAAUACCAGUGGGUUAAGGUGCUGGACCUCAGAGCAACGUUAAAACUAGAUAGGAAGUUUCUGCUGGAAGUGACACCAGACCUGGGCGGUUUGUUGGAGCCAGUGGAUAUAGAGCAGCGCCUCAGACUCCUCGAUAACCCAGGGACGCUGACCCAGUUGGCCACCCUGCCUGAGGGCACUCCUCUGUGGGUCACCAUGGGAUCGGACGAUCUGGUCGAGGCUGUGCUCAAAUACGUCGGACCUGUGUCUUCUGGGAGCACUGCUGUCUACUUUGGAGUCCAACUCAGGGGCUCUGCUAAAGGCCGUGGUCUGAGUAACGGCUCUUAUAACGGGCAGCAGCUGUUCCAGUGCCCUGAAAACUGUGCCCUCUUCGUCCCAGUGAGUCACAUUAAGCAGAGACAAUGGUCCAGAUCACCUCGGCACAGCCCCGAAGACCAGCACGACCGUGCCAGGGUCAAAAGUCACGCCAACCGCCGCAGCAAUGGGACUAGCAACCACCCCAGCAACGGGACCAGCAAUCACAGUAAUCACCAUAGUAACGGUAACCAAGACAAACUCUCCAGACGUAUUACCCUGCACCAAUCCCAGCACACGGCUCCCAAACCCAGCUCUCCUUUGGGCAUGGCUCCCAAACCCAGCUCUCCUUUGGGCAACCUCUCCCGGACCACAGACCCUGCUCCCUUUUCCAGAGGAUCCACGCCUCCCGGGUCUCUCCAGGCAGGGCAGAGAGUCCACGUGUCCAUCGACGACACAGUUCGAGCGGGCGAGGUGCGUUGGUGCGGCCUCCUGCCUGGACGGUCCUCUGAAGGGCUCCAUGUUGCAGUACAGCUGGACGAUCCAGUUGGACAGUGGAAUGGAUAUAUUGGCAAUCAGAAACUUUGCACUUUUACAUCUCCUGAAUAUGGAGUUCUACGGCCAAUCAAACAAGUGUCUGUUGUUUCGGAGCCAAAACAGAACCUUCUCAUCACGUCCACCCAAGCCAUCAAGUCCAUGUUUAAGAAUGCGCUGCCCCCAGGUGUCCACAAACUAUCAACGAGUCCGACCUCACUAUCUCCAUCUGGUCUGCCCACAACUCCUACCACAAGAACUGCCUUAAUAUCCUCAAAGUUCAAACUGCCCCCCUUACCACCUUCAAAACCUGGUCAUAAACCACCUCCGCCCCCUCUCAAAAUAAACAACCCUGGAAAUCCCAUAGAAACAGACCAAAUAUCAGUGAAUAACAGGACCCACAGUCCAUUAAUGCCUCAGGGAGCCCAGGAGGAUCUAGAGGAUGUAGGGGACAAUGUGGAGGACCAUACUCAGGAAAAGGUGCAGCGGAGCAAGGUGGAACUCGGUUUGGGGUCAAUGGUGGAGGUGAACGACCCUGCUCAAUACGGAGUGAUCAGGUGGAUCGGACGCAUUCGUGGAACACGUGAGACUGUGGCUGGAAUAGAGUUGGAGCAGGAGCUGUCUGCGGGCACAGAUGGCAGUUACCUUGGAGAGAGAUACUUUCACUGUGCUCCAAACAAAGCUCUGUUUGUGAAGCUGAGGAAAUGCAGACGAGACUCGCGCUUUCCUGAGCCUGAGACGCCUGUCAAUCAAGUGGAGCGCUGCAAUUCCAUAGCGUUUGCAGAGUGGGGCAGUGAGCGCGUUGAAGACCUCACUCCUCCAGUAGAGGGCAACGAGGCGCGGGACCUGUAUCAGGGCUGGAAGCGAGGCAUCCAAGGUCACCUGAACUCCUGUUACCUGGAUGCUACGCUCUUCAGUCUGUUCUCUUGCUACAGUUCGGCCGAUUGGGUUUUGUUUUGGCCGAUAGACGCUGAAAAAGACCCGAGCUCCAGUCAAGCUCAAGAUCUGCUUCGCUGCGAAAUCGUCAACCCACUGAGAAAAUUUGGUUAUGUUUGUGCCAGUAAGACCAUGGCCUUGCGGCGACUCUUGGAAGCAGCCAAUAGUGACACAGGAUUCACAAAUGAGGAAAAAGAUCCAGAGGAAUUUCUCAACAAGCUUUUCCAGCUCCUCACAGUCGAGCCACUCCUAAAGAUCAGGUCCAUGUCCCAGCAGCCUCAGGAGUGUCACCUGUACCAGUUGUUCCCUCCAUCCCUGCCCCCCUCUCCUUCCUCUCUACCCCAGGAUGAUGCUCCUCACUCCCCCAUCGCUCUGCUGUCUCCCGCCUCUGGACGCAUGAGGGUUUCCAGUGUCCAGGCUCUGCUCGAGUCCUCCUUCUACAACUCACGCCUAAAGUUUGUUGAGGCUCCCUCCUGUCUCCUGCUGCUGAUGCCCAGGUUUGGGAAAGACUUCAAAAUGUACGACGCCAUUUUGCCUUCACUCACCAUCGACAUCACAGACCUCCUUGAUGAUACUCUGAGGCAGUGCAGCAUCUGUGAGUCUGUGGCUGCGUGGGAGUGUCCUCAGUGCUACGAUGACCCCGAUAUAACGCCCGGGCAUCUCAAACAGUACUGCUCCACCUGCAACACUCAGGUGCACAGUCAUAAGAAGCGCUCGGCCCACAGCCCUCUGAGUAUCACUGUGCCACAGGAGCUCAACAGCGCCCCCCUCCGCUGCACCAGGCAGCGCAUGUCUCUGUUCGCCGUCACCUGCAUUGAAACCAGUCACUAUGUGAGCUUUGUGCGCCACGGCACUGCCCCUCAGGACUGGCUGUUCUUCGAUAGUAUGGCAGACCGCGAGGGCGGACAGAACGGCUUUAACGUGCCUCGGGUGAGGCCGUGUCCGGAGGUUGGUCGGUACCUCAGCCUGUCAGAGGAGGAGCUGGGGAGAGUCGACCCCACCUCCUUAAAAGAAUCUGUGAGGAGACUUCUAUGUGACGCUCACAUGUGUUUGUACCACAGUCCCGAGCUCACCCUAUACAAGUGAUACAAAAAAAAAAAAGUUUAUAAUGAGAACAUUAUUGUUUUUGUUGAUGAGUUUCAGAAUGAUGAAACUCAUCAUCAACAUUUUAAAAGGCUUCUACCUGAUUUCAAACCAUAAGUCACCACUUGUAAUAUUAAUAUGUAAUAUUGUACAAUAUUGCGUGAUGUAAAGAGCAUUUGGCUUGAGUGGAAUAAAUUAAAAUCAGUUACAGGCUCUUAAUAUCUAAAUAUCAUCAUAUCUUUUAAAUGGGUAAAAAAUUCUCAAAAUGCUGCAUAUAACAGGAAGCUGAAACAUAUAAACAGUCACUCUUGCUUAAAGGUGGGCAGUUUGAAAGUGAGUGACAGGCAGAUUUAACCAAUCACAGUGAAGUGUGAACUCUCAAAAGAAGAAGAGGGUUUUAGUUACCUCUUAAAGUCAAUAUAAAGUUGUUAACUGUGCAAACAAAUAAUUUACAUUGUUUGUUUUACAUGAAGGAAAUGGUGAUUUGGUUUUCAUUUUAUUUUCACCAAAAGCUGCCUUGUUCAAAGUUGCACUAACAACAGCUAGAAUCACAUUUUUCUAUGCAUAAAACACAUGUGCCAUUGUAAAAGCUGCUCUUAUUUUCUAGUGCCUUGGUUUGCAAAUAAAAGUGUGCAAUUUCACAUAAUGUAAAUACACUUGCAAACACUGACAUUGACAAACUGUUUAAGCAAAUGGUGCUCAGCUUUGGAUGGACUGUUCUGGCUUUGAAGCCAAAUUCCAUUUAUUCCAUCCCAUUUAUUUUCCCCAUAAUCCGUUCCAAAACAGUUUAAAGGUGCAGUGCGGACCUUUUCUGAUUCUAUUCUCCAUGGAGACGUUACUGUUUUUUUGCCUGUAAUUUUGCACAGUUUGGCAGUGAAACCUAUCUAUCUCCAUGGAGACAAGCCAAGCAAUAAAAAACACUACAAUUGAAUAAAUGCAUUUUAGAUAUAGUAUAAAACCACCGAUUACAUCUCCAGAGACAAUCAGAUGUUCACACCAGAAAAGUUACUUAGUCUAAACCUAGUUUUGACCAUUACAAACAUGUUUUGAAAUGUCUCUGUGUGCCAGAUGCCCUCCCUGUGUCUCCAUGGGGUUUUAUUCUGUGUUAAAGCUGCUAACCCUGUAGUUUAGACCUCUACAAAACAUGUUCUGAAAUGCAUGGGAUUCUUGGAUUUACUUUUAGACCCAGAAGAUUCCACCCACUGCUGAACUCUAUUGCAGCAGUACUAUUUUGUGUUUACUGUUUUCACCUCUACUCCUACUCUGUCCACAAACUGUUGUGAAUGUGAUGGAUGCCUGACAGAUUUGCACUGCUUUUACAUGUUAUUUGUUUGUAAAAGAGAAAUGAAGAAACACAAUGUGAAUUCUGCACAGGGUUUAUAAACUGUUUAAAUAUUACAGCCAUAUGAACUAAACUGAGCUAUUAAAGGCUCUUAAUACUUUCUAAAA
Molecule: messenger RNA, 4590 nt
Organism: Periophthalmus magnuspinnatus
Lineage: Eukaryota; Metazoa; Chordata; Actinopteri; Gobiiformes; Gobiidae
Gene: cyld3
Product: ubiquitin carboxyl-terminal hydrolase CYLD
Exons: 18
Coding region: 148-3144 (998 amino acids)
Biological process (GO): positive regulation of extrinsic apoptotic signaling pathway; regulation of intrinsic apoptotic signaling pathway; regulation of mitotic cell cycle
Cellular component (GO): cytosol
Molecular function (GO): K63-linked deubiquitinase activity; cysteine-type deubiquitinase activity
Source: RefSeq, a predicted model, not a curated record